AUGCGAAAAACAGAUAUAGCCUGUGAGAAAGACUCUUUAUCUCAGAGUGAGUUAUCCAAUGUUCCAGUACUAGAAGAAGUUCCAGAUAGUAUUCCAAUUCCUGUUAUGAAUCCCGAAGUUCCUGAUAUGAGUUGUUUACUGAAGACUGUCGCUGCUGCUAAACCCAGUCCUAAAUCUUAUGUAUGCAGGAAGAAAUCAAAUGGGCAUCUCUACAUUUUCUUCUUGAUGCUUCUUGUUAUAAAUUUACUUGCAGACAGAUGGUACCCUAAAAGCUUGCCAUGUGAUGUGAACAUAACCAGUGAUGGUGCAUUUGUAAAGGUUAACUGCAUUGAUCGACAGCUCACAAGCGUGCCAAAGGGAAUACCAAGGAACGUCACUAACCUUACUCUAUCUAUAAACCACAUACAAGAUAUCAACAUGGACUCUUUUGCUCCACUGGAUAAUCUGAUUGAAAUUGAUUUUAGAUGCAACUGUGUACCUCCUAUAAUAGGACCUAAGGACCAUGUUUGCACCAAAAGACCACAUAUAGAGACAGGAAGUUUUAAAUCAUUAAACAGUCUGAAGGCAUUAUACCUUGAUGGGAAUCAGCUCUUAGAAAUUCCACAAAAGCUGCCACCUUCUCUGGCACUACUGAGUCUUGAAGUCAACAGCAUAAUUUCUGUUAAUCAAUACAAUCUGUCAGGACUAUCAAGCAUUAAAAUGUUAUAUCUAGGCCAAAACUGUUAUUAUCGCAACCCUUGCAAUACAACAUAUUUUAUUGAUCCACUGGCUUUCAGUAACAUGAGCAGUUUGCAAAUAUUGUCUCUUAAAUCCAAUAAUAUUAGUCGAGUUCCUGAAAACUUGCCAAGAAGUUUAAAAGAACUCUAUCUCUACAAUAACAUGAUUCAGAAUAUUACUGAGAUAGAUUUUCAGAAUCUUUCUAAUUUAGAAAUCCUUGAUUUAAGUGGCAACUGCCCACGUUGCUACAAUUCUCCAUUCCCUUGUACACCUUGCCCAGACAAUACUCCUUUACAAAUUUCUCCCCAGGCUUUUGAUUCAUUAAAAAAACUAAAAAUGCUGCGUCUUCAUAGUAAUUCACUCAAAAGUAUACCAUAUGACUGGUUUAAACAUAUAGAACAUCUUAAAUUUUUAGAUCUUUCUAGAAACUACUUGAUAAAAGAGAUUGGCAAUGCCGAGUUCUUAACAUAUCUUACCAGUCUUGAAGAACUGGACUUGUCAUUUAAUUAUGAGCUGUCAGUAUAUGCUACUGGUCUUAAUCUGUCAUCAAAUUUCUGUAAAUUAAAUUCCCUUAAAAUAUUACGAAUUAAAGGAUAUGUUUUCAACAAACUUGAAGAGGGUCAACUUACUCCAUUGCAAAGCCUUAAAAACUUGACAUUCCUGGAUCUAGGGACAAAUUUCAUAAAAUCAGCUAACCUUAGUAUAUUUCAAGAUUUUCCUUCUCUUAAAAUUAUAAAUCUUUCAGAGAAUAAAAUUUCUCCAUCUUCUGGCAUCGAGGAAUCAUUUUCUGAUUCUUGUGUUGCAAGUAGCAGGACAGUAGGGCAGUACUAUAGUGGAACAGUUCAAGAAGCCCAUUAUUUUAUGUAUGACGAAUAUGGACGUAACUGUAGAUCAAAGGAAAAGGAAGCUGGCACAUUUCAACCUUUGCAUGGUAAAGGAUGUACUCGUUAUGGGAAAACAUUAGAUCUUAGCAGAAAUAACAUUUUUUUUAUUAACCCAGUAGACAUUCGAUAUCUUACAAUCUUCUCAUGUCUUAACUUAUCAGGGAAUGCUCUAAGUCAGUCUUUCAAUGGCACUGAGUUUAAGCAUCUUAAAACUUUGAAAUAUUUAGAUUUUUCAGACAAUCGCAUUGAUUUGCUUUAUUCUGCAGCAUUUCGUGAACUUAAACAGUUGGAAGUAUUAGACCUCAGUCGUAAUAGUCACUACUUUCUGGCAGAAGGUAUAACACACAUGCUAAAUUUUACGAAUAAUCUUCCUAAGUUACGGAAGUUGUAUAUGAACUUUAAUGGCAUUUCUACUUCUACAAGUACUGAAAUGGGAAGUAAAUCACUGAGACACCUAGAAUUUAUUGGAAACCGCUUAGAUGUGAUAUGGAGGGAUGGGAAUAGAAGGUACACUCUGCUGUUUAAAAACCUCACUGCUCUGAAACAUUUGGACAUUUCAGAAAACAGACUUAGUUUUUUGCCUUCUGAUGUUUUUGAAAAUAUGCCUCCACACUUGGAAGACCUUAUUCUUAAGAGAAAUAAACUCCAAAGCUUUAACUGGGGCAAGCUUCCUUAUCUUACUAAUCUGAAAACACUUGAUCUUAGCAGCAAUCUUCUAAGAACAGUUCCUCGUGAACUUUCAAAUUGCACCACAAGUCUAAAUAAAUUUAUCUUACGAAGGAAUAGAAUUCCUCAGUUAACUACUCAUUUUCUCAGAAAUGCUUUCAGUCUAUCUUACCUUGACUUAAGUUACAACAAACUUCAAUUUAUACAGCAGUCAAGCUUUCCAGAAGAUGUCCUAAAUCAUCUUGAAGUGUUGCUUCUCAUGGGGAAUCACUUCUUAUGCACAUGUGAUGCUGUAUGGUUUGUUUGGUGGAUCAACCAAACAGCAGUAAACAUUCCUCGCUUGGCUACAGAUGUUACAUGCAGUGGGCCUGCAGCGCAUCAAGGUAAAAGUGUAAUAUUAUUAGAUCUUUAUUCGUGUGAACUAAACUCCAUUCCUAUAAUAUUGCAUUCUUUAUCAUUAUCACUCAUUUUGUGUCUUCUCCUAAUAUCAAUUACAAGCCACCUUUUUUAUUGGGAUGUGUGGUACAUUUAUCACUUCUGUUCUGCAAAGUUGAAAGGUUAUAAUUCAAUGGUUUCACAGAAUGCCUGUUAUGAUGCUUACAUUGCUUAUGAUAUUACUGAUUCUGAUGUGUCGGACUGGGUUUUAAAAGAACUGAGAGAAAAGUUGGAAGAACAAGGAGACAAGAAUUUUAAUCUGUGCCUGGAAGAGAGAGACUGGGUCCCAGGUCAGCCAGUGAUGGAAAAUCUCUCACAAAGCAUUCGACUAAGUAAAAAAACUGUUUUUGUACUUACAAACAAAUAUCUAAACAGUGGAAAUUUCAAGACAACAUUUUACAUGGCACAUCAACUGUUAUUGGAUGAAAAAAAAGAUGUGAUUAUUUUAAUUUUGCUCGAAAAAUCUCUGCAGAAUUCAAAAUAUCUGAAACUAAGGAAAAGACUCUGCCGUAGAUCUGUCCUACAAUGGCCUACCAAUCCCCAGGCACAGAAUUAUUUUUGGCAAUGUUUGAAGACGUCACUUGCUACAGACAACCACAUGCAAUACAGUAAAAAGUUUCAAGAAACUGUAUAA
Molecule: messenger RNA, 3336 nt
Organism: Protopterus annectens (West African lungfish)
Lineage: Eukaryota; Metazoa; Chordata; Ceratodontiformes; Protopteridae
Product: toll-like receptor 7
Exons: 3
Coding region: 1-3336 (1111 amino acids)
Biological process (GO): toll-like receptor 7 signaling pathway; defense response to virus; toll-like receptor signaling pathway
Cellular component (GO): plasma membrane
Molecular function (GO): protein binding; pattern recognition receptor activity
Source: RefSeq, a predicted model, not a curated record